Molecule: messenger RNA, 1590 nt
Organism: Zingiber officinale
Lineage: Eukaryota; Viridiplantae; Streptophyta; Magnoliopsida; Zingiberales; Zingiberaceae
Exons: 6
Coding region: 1-1410 (469 amino acids)
Biological process (GO): multicellular organism development
Source: RefSeq, a predicted model, not a curated record
AUGCCUACUAUAUUUCCAAAGACCUUAAGAUGUGUAGGCAUAAGAAAGGACAAUGAGCCAAACAACAACGUCACCCUGAACACGAGAAAGGUCAAAUCAGAUUUUGACACAUCUCUCAAAGAAGAUGAAAAAGCUUAUGUGAGGGGUAUACGUGUGCAUAUAAAUAUAUCGCUUUCCUGGCUCCCGUUCUUUCUUCCACAACGAUUGGACGAUGCUCUGCUGCUGCGUCUCCCUCUUUCACACUCUCAUCAUCGUCUUCGUUUUCGUCUUCGCAAGCUCUCCAAGUUCCAAGAAAAAGGAGUUCCAGGGAAAGAGAAGGAUCUCGAAGCCGAGGAGAACUGCUCUAAAUUAAUCCAUCGUUUCUCUCUCUUCUUCUUCUUCUUCUUCUUCUUCCUCGCCUUCGCCGUCUCCUCUGCUUUUUUGACCUUUAUCCGCAUCUUGAGCUGUCGGAUCCAGAGUGACGUCGGCGAUCAUGGUAUGCUCCACGACGCCAUGAUCCCCGAUCUCGACCUCCUCCGCCGGCACCGCUUCGGAUCUGCUGGGCUCCUGUUGCGCCGCGGCCGCCCCCAUUUCCAUGACCUGGGAGGCCCAUUGAAACCUAACCCCUGCUCCAUGGCCGAAGAUGACGAGCCCUCCCCUGCUCCGAAGGACGGCCGUCGAGAAGAUGACGGUGAAGCCGCCGCCGAUUGGCUUCGAUUGGCUCUCGCGCCUCCACUUCCCCAUCUUCCUUCUUCCUCCUCCGCCUCCUCCUCAUCGGUCCCGUUCACAACUUUCACCUCGGCGUGGCCAGUCAACCGCGCCAUCGGCUUCCGCGAGGCACCGUCGGCGGAAAUGGCGGUGGAGAUGGUGCCGUGGAUAGGGGUACGCCACCAUCGUCGCGAGCCGCCGCCUUAUUGGGGGCGAUUUUGGAAUGUCGGGGAUCCAAAUCUCGCCAUCGGUGGCGGUUCCGCACUAAUGCUUCCACCUGAGUUCGUGUCGCGGCAGUUCGUGCACUCGAUGCCGAUCCCCGCGAUGGUUCCACGGCUCGAUGUGAGGAUGGUUAGCCCGCCGAGGAGACUGCAAUCGACCGUUUGGGUGACGCUUCAGGCGUUGAGAAACCAAACGAGGGUGCCCCUUUUGCCUCAGAUACCAAGAAGCUACUUGAGGAUCAAAGAUGGAAGGAUGACAAUUAGGUUGCUGAUUAAGUACUUGGUGAACAAGCUGGGUUUGGAGGAUGAAUCUGAGGUGGAGAUGACAUGCCGAGGCCAAACCCUUCUUCCUUCCUUGUCGUUGGUGCAUGUUCGAGACCACGUGUGGUGCAGCUCGAGGGAGCCAUCGCCAGUGAGGCUAGUGCAGAAUUCGCCCACCGGCAUCGACCACAUCAUGAUGAUACACUACGGUAGAACAACCCCACCACCCUCUCAUGUAUGAUUUAAUUCUGAUUCCUCCUACUCCACCCUAAAUUUUGGAUCACUCUUCGUGACCAUCUUUUGUUUUUGGUCGUCAUUCAUUCAGAGCAAACGCUUCGAAGUGCUAAUCCUUUUUAUAAGGAGGUAAAAAAGCAAACCUAUGUAUUUGUGCUUCCAAGCUAUGCAUCUUCUUCUUCAUCCA